Molecule: messenger RNA, 681 nt
Organism: Aspergillus ruber CBS 135680
Lineage: Eukaryota; Fungi; Ascomycota; Eurotiomycetes; Eurotiales; Aspergillaceae
Product: HD domain-containing protein
Exons: 2
Coding region: 1-681 (226 amino acids)
Cellular component (GO): cytoplasm
Molecular function (GO): 5'-deoxynucleotidase activity
Source: RefSeq, a predicted model, not a curated record
AUGGGCUCUGAAGCACCAUCCGACCCCGUCUGGACCACCAAGUCAGUCCUGGCGUCUCUCCCGCACCCGCCCGAAGAAAACUCCCCCUCACCGGUCCCCUUCUUCCACCUUCUCGAACGCCUCAAGACCACCAAACGUGAAGGCUGGCGCCGAUUUGGAAUCGACAAGGGCGAAUCUAUCUCCGACCACAUGUACCGCAUGUCGAUCAUGACGAUGCUCGCUCCGCCGUCUCUCGCAUCCCGCCUCAACCUACCCCACUGCAUGAAGAUGGCGCUCGUUCACGACAUGGCCGAGUCGCUCGUGGGUGACAUUACACCGAAAGACAAGGUUACCAAACCGGAGAAGGCCCGACGCGAAGCGGAUGUGAUGGAAUAUAUUUCGAAGAAUCUACUGGGUGGUGUACCUGGUGGAAUGUUGACUGGGGAGGGUAUCUUGCAGGUGUUCAAUGAGUACGAGGAGAACCAGACGCUGGAGGCGCAGUUUGUGCACGACGUCGACAAGAUGGAGCUUCUUCUGCAGAUGGUGGAAUACGAGCGGGCUAAUGAUAUCGACCUGACUGAGUUCUGCCACGUCGCUUCGCGCAUUCAGUUGCCCGAGACACAGGAGUGGGCGGCGACGGUACUCAAGGAACGGGAGAUGUUUUGGAAGAACAAGACUGAUGCGAAUGGUACGAACGCAUGA